GCCACACUGUGAGCAUUCAAAGCUGCGUGACAGGUAUUACUGGAACACCUCGUUGAUUUUCCGAGUUUAUUCUACGUACACUUCUUAAUGUUGCUCAAAUUACGAGGUAUAGCAAUAAUGUGGACCGUUUGUUAACAUAUUGGUUCGUACUUUCAGAUUUAAGUUUAUGAUAUUUACAUCAUAAACUGUACGAACUUUGGAAAGAUAAAGAUAGAACAGCCAUCGUCAUGGAUGAAGUGAUAGUUUUGCUACUUCUCUCUGUAACCAUGUUCAUGGGAUGUUACAUGGCAGGAGUUAUUCCACUUGUUGUUACAUUAUCAGGGGAUAAACUGCAGUUAGUUACAGUGCUUGGUGCAGGAAUGUUAGUUGGAACAGCAUUAUCAGUGAUUAUUCCAGAAGGUGUCAACAUGCUUUACUCGUCACAUUUAGCACUAAUACGUAAUCAGCUGCUAAGGGAACAGCAAAUUACAACUGACAAGGCUCAACUUUCAAGCAGUCUUGAGAAAGAACAUUCACUCCAUAUUCUAACAGAUAUUGGGGAGACUCAUUCUGUCAUUGGUGUUACUCUGGUUUUAGGUUUUAUAUUUAUGCUUUUAAUAGAUCAGAUUGGCUCAGCAUACACAAGAAUUUCAAAUUCAGAUGCAGAAGCAGGACCUAAAGAAGAUAGAUACAGAAUAACAGCCACACUUGGUCUAGUAGUACAUGCAGCAGCUGAUGGGAUAGCUCUUGGAGCAGCAGUUACUACCUCACAUACAGAUAUAGAAAUGAUUGUUUUCUUAGCAAUUAUGCUGCACAAGGCACCAGCAGCAUUUGGUCUUGUGACCUUUCUCUUGCAUGAAGGCUUGGAUAGGAACAGAAUAAGAAAACACCUUCUUAUAUUUGCUCUAGCUGCUCCACUGUUAGCUGUAAUUACAUACUUUAGUAUAAGUCAACUCUCAUUUCAGAUAGUAAGGGAGAUAACAAUAUGGUUAGAUUGGAAUGUUCCACCAUUGGACCUGGCUGGAAAGUCAACCAUCAGAAGCAUAAGUGACCUUCACACCCCCUAUGAAAAGUGGAGCUUCGAAUGUUCAUUAACUAAGAAUUUCAUAAUGGUUGCUAGUUUCGUUAAAGGUGCAAAUUUUCGUAUUAAAUGUUACAACUUAGUCAGAGUUGUUUCUUUAUUUUUCUUAACUAUAAUUUGGGAUUAAUGUCAUUUAACAGUUGCUGAGUAAUCACAGGUGUUCACGUGUUUAUUUCUUUGGGUGCACCUUUUCUUGCCACGUAGAAACCGAUGCUGCACUCUAUGUACAUAGUUUCGUGUUUCUAGAUGCCACAUUGUUUGAAUAAUGUCAAGCAACCGAUUGACCAAAUAUCGUCACUGGAAUGUUUCACUCGAAUACUUUUGUCUGAGGACUUAGUUUGUUU
Messenger RNA from Limulus polyphemus (Atlantic horseshoe crab), 1404 nucleotides. RefSeq names its product zinc transporter ZIP9-like. Lineage: Eukaryota; Metazoa; Arthropoda; Merostomata; Xiphosura; Limulidae. Gene Ontology annotation, cellular component: membrane. The transcript has 7 exons. The record is from RefSeq and is a predicted model, not a curated record. Gene Ontology annotation, molecular function: metal ion transmembrane transporter activity. The coding region runs from base 228 to 1187 and encodes 319 amino acids. Gene Ontology annotation, biological process: transmembrane transport; zinc ion transport.